AAUCGUAUUGCUGGAAAAGAAAUUUUUGCUGUGGUGUUAAAUACACCUCAAAAUGUUCAAUCAGGUUCAACUAUCGUGAUUAGUUGGUCUUUUAGUGGUGUUCAAUCCACACGCAUCGAGUUAGGGAUUCAAAAUGCACAAACUUCUGCUAUUACAGUUAUAGAUACCUAUGUAGAUCUUACAAAGGGAAGCGAAACUUGGGUUGUUUCUGUCGGGGCAGGAAGUUAUAAACUAUUUCUAAUGGACCAAACAUCCUAUAAUUACUAUUAUUCAAAUACAUUUACGGUUUCUGGUAAUCCCUCCUCGUCUUCUUCUACUCAAUCUUCAGGAUCUUCUUCAGAUUCAGACAAAGACAGCGGCAGUCUUAAAACUAAAUUUUUUAUCGCUGCACCUUUUAUACUUUUAGUGGUAAUUG
Molecule: messenger RNA, 415 nt
Organism: Racocetra persica
Lineage: Eukaryota; Fungi; Glomeromycota; Glomeromycetes; Diversisporales; Gigasporaceae
Source: the annotation of a GenBank genome assembly